Vigna unguiculata (cowpea) is the source of this 2481-nucleotide messenger RNA. RefSeq names its product peptidase uncH-like. The record is from RefSeq and is a predicted model, not a curated record. Gene Ontology annotation, biological process: proteolysis. Lineage: Eukaryota; Viridiplantae; Streptophyta; Magnoliopsida; Fabales; Fabaceae. Gene Ontology annotation, molecular function: serine-type peptidase activity.
AUUCCAUCCAACCAUUAAAAUAAGCACGUUUGUGUUGUGUUCCUUCAAACUCAAAAUCACUUAAUUUUAAUUGUUUCACUGAGACAACAUACGGGAAAUGGCGUUCUCCACAGCCAGCUUCACCACUGCUCCAUAUGGCUCUUGGAAGUCCCCCAUCACAGGCGAUGCUGUCUCCGGCGCCACCAAGGACCUCGGCGGCACCGCCGUGGAUGGCCAUGGCCGCCUCAUCUGGCUAGAAUUCCGUCCAUUAGAAUCAGGGCGUGGAGUUCUUGUUCUUGAGCCAGAAAAAACAGGAGGUGAGGCUGUGGAUAUUACUCCUAAGGAGUUUGGAGUGAGAACAUUGGCUCAGGAAUAUGGAGGUGCUGCUUUUACUGUUUCAGGGGAUGUUGUCUUCUUUGCAAAUUACAAUGAUCAGAGGUUGUACACGCAGUCCAUCACUUCUCUGGAUGAUCCUCCUGUACCUGUCACUCCGGAUUAUGGUGGACCUGUAGUCAGCUAUGCCGAUGGAAUAUUGGAUGUACGAUUUAACCGUUUUCUUUGUGUUAGGGAAGAUCGUCGUGAAAGCAGUCUAAAUCCACCUACAACUAUUGUAUCCAUAGCACUUGGCAGCAAAGAUGUUCAGGAACCAGUUGUGCUAGUUGGUGGGAGUGACUUCUAUGCUUACCCACGUCUAGACUCUAAAAGUGAAAGAAUAGCAUGGAUUCAGUGGAAUCACCCCAACAUGCCAUGGGAUAAAACAGAACUUUGGGUUGGCUAUAUUUCUGAAAAUGGUGAGAUCUACAAACGUGUUUGUGUUGCUGGGAAUGAUCCUUCACUUGUGGAAUCUCCAACAGAGCCCAAGUGGUCCUCUGAGGGGGAGUUGUUUUUCAUCACAGAUAGGGAAAAUGGUUUUUGGAAUCUCCACAAAUGGAUUGAGUCUGAGAAUAAGGUCGUGUCAGUUUAUUCUUUGGAAGCUGAGUUUACAAGGCCGCUGUGGACUUUUGGUGUGAAUUCUUAUGAAUUUGUUCAAAGUUCUAAAAAGUUAAUUGCUUGUAGUUACAGGCAGCAUGGAAAGUCAUAUCUGGGUAUUGUUGAUGUAGAGGGCUCAGAGCUAACUGUGAUUGAUUUCCCUUGCACAGACAUAAAUAACAUAACGUCUGGUGAUAAUUGCUUGUACGUGGAGGGAGCAUCAGAGGUUCUUCCAUCAUCAGUGGCCAAGGUGACUUUUGAUGAUGAUAAAUCAAAAGCAGUGGAUUUCAAUAUUAUCUGGUCCUCAUCACCAGAUAGUCUGAAGUAUAGUUCAUACAUCAGUAAGCCAGAGUUAAUUGAAUUCCCAACUGACGUUCCUGGUCAAAAUGCUUAUGCAUACUUUUAUCCACCAUCUAAUCCUGAUUUCCAAGCUAGUGAAGAAGAAAAGCCUCCACUAUUAUUGAAGAGCCACGGUGGCCCAACUCAAGAAACUCGUGGAAUUUUAAAUUUGAGCGUUCAGUAUUGGACUAGCCGAGGUUGGGCAGUUGUUGAUGUUAAUUAUGGUGGAAGCACUGGUUAUGGCAGGGCAUACAGAGAACGACUUUUGAGACAGUGGGGAAUAGUUGAUGUUAAUGACUGUUGUAGUUGUGCUACAUAUUUGGUGGAGAGUGGAAAGGUGGAUAAGGAGAGGCUUUGUAUAAUGGGUGGCUCUGCUGGUGGGUAUACCACUUUGGCAGUUCUUGCUUUCAGAAAUACUUUUCAGGCUGGUGCUUCUUUGUAUGGAAUAGCUGACUUGAACUUGUUGAGAGCAGAAACACAUAAGUUUGAAUCCCAUUAUGUUGAAAAUCUAGUUGGAGAUGAUAAGGAUAUGUAUGAAAGAUCCCCUAUCAAUCAUGUUGAUGAUUUUUCUUGUCCCAUUAUAAUAUUUCAAGGCUUGGAGGACAAGGUUGUGCCACCGGAUCAAGCUGAAAAAAUAUACCAGGCAGUGAAGGAGAAAGGUGUGCCAGUUGCUCUUGUUGAGUAUGAAGGAGAACAACACGGUUUCCGAAAGGCUGAGAACAUUAAGAAUACAAUUGAACAAGAAAUGGUCUUCUUCGCACGAUUGAUUGGGCACUUUGAUGUUGCUGAUGAUAUUACUCCUGUCAAAAUUGACAACUUUGAUUGAUUGAUAAUACCUUUUUUUAAGGUACUGAUGUUGAAUUUCUCUGCAACUAUGUAAAAGAAAGUCCUAAGCGAUGUUUCUUCUCAAAUCCAAAUUGUGCUCUGCAGUAACUGAGGAACUUGGAUGAAAAUUCUUGCACCAAUGAGCUUCUUCUAUAGAGAGUCUAUAUUAAUGCUCAUUGGAAAGAAGAGUGUGCUGAGUUUCUACUACAUUUUAUGUUGGAGUUCAAUUUAGCAGUGUAUCUUGUUUUCUAUUUAUGAAUUUAUGUUUUGAAAGUGUGUUGAGGAUGCUGUAUAUGUUUGUUUUCUACAAUAUCUGUCUUGAAUGGAUAAAGUGGGUAAUGAUAAACCUUACCACCUUAUAAUAUUAAA